GUCCAACCAUUUCAUUUUCAUUUCCUGUGCUCUUCUGGUCUCUGGCUUCCUUCUUACGGAGGAAGAACUCAAUCUUCUCCAGCUCCGUUUUCACCUUCGAUCUCUUCCAUCUUCCCUUCAACAAUUCCAUCAUCACAGCUAAACUUCAGUCAAGCCCUCUUCGUUGACGAGGGCUUUUUGCGGGUGGUUUAGUUACAGUUUCUGAUGCUGAAGCUGUAACAAGGCUUGAAGAAGGCUUUGCUGUUUGGUGUGAAAAAUGUUGGACGGGGGUGCGAAGUUCCCGGGAAUAAUAGAUCUCAACAAACAUGACAACAACUUUUAUGAUUUCUCGCAAGGCUUUUACCAUAAGCUUGGGGAGGGGACCAACAUGUCAAUUGACAGCGUUGGGAGCUUGCAAACAAGUAAUGGUGGAGGAUCUGUUGCGAUGUCUAUUGAUAAUAGCAGUGUUGGUUCCAAUGAUUCCCAUACUCGCAUUUUGGAGCACCCAGGGCUGCGGAGGCGUGCUAAUGAUAACUACUCUGUUGCACAUAGUGCCAAUCGUCGGGGAAGAGUCACACAUGCUUUGAGCGAUGAUGCCUUGGCUCAAGCUCUAAUGGACAAUAGCUCUCCGACUGAGGGGCUUGAAAAUUUUGAUGAGUGGACAAUUGAUUUAAGGAAGCUUAAUAUGGGUGAGGCUUUUGCCCAAGGAGCUUUUGGGAAACUCUACAGAGGCACUUACAAUGGUGAAGAUGUUGCUAUCAAAAUCUUGGAGAGGCCUGAAAAUGAUCCAGCAAAGGCUCAGUUGAUGGAGCAACAGUUUCAGCAGGAGGUCAUGAUGCUGGCUACGCUAAAGCACCCUAACAUAGUUCGUUUCAUAGGUGCAUGCCGUAAGCCAAUGGUGUGGUGCAUUGUGACAGAAUAUGCUAAAGGUGGUUCAGUUCGACAGUUUUUGACAAAGCGCCAAAACCGAUCAGUUCCCCUCAAACUGGCUGUCAAGCAAGCCUUGGAUGUUGCAAGAGGGAUGGCAUAUGUUCAUGGCCUUGGAUUGAUCCACAGGGACUUGAAAUCUGAUAAUCUUUUGAUUUUUGGUGACAAGUCAAUUAAGAUUGCUGACUUUGGAGUAGCUCGGAUUGAGGUGCAAACUGAAGGGAUGACACCUGAGACUGGAACAUACCGUUGGAUGGCCCCGGAGAUGAUCCAACAUAGGCCUUACACACAAAAAGUGGAUGUAUAUAGCUUUGGGAUUGUUCUGUGGGAACUCAUCACAGGUAUGCUUCCAUUUCAGAACAUGACAGCCGUACAGGCAGCAUUUGCAGUUGUCAACAGAAAUGUUCGCCCAAUCUUACCCAAUGAGUGCUUACCUGUUCUCCGGGAGAUCAUGACAAGAUGCUGGGAUCCCAACCCUGAUGUUAGGCCCCCAUUCGUUGAAAUUGUUGGAAUGCUUGAGAAUGCAGAAAUGGAGAUCAUGACAACAGUUCGGAAGGCCCGGUUCAGGUGUUGCAUGACUCAUCCAAUGACUGCUGACUGAUCCUGGGAAAUCAACUGGUAAAGCAAAUGAUAAAAAAAGAAGCCGUAAAAACAUAGUCUGAAAAUGUGGGGGCAGAGGAGAGAGAGACUCCGGUAGUUAAGGGUGACUAUAUAAUAGCUUUUGUGUAUCUGUGUGUUUUAUUUCUUUCUUCUGAAAAAAAAGAAAAUAUUUUCUGGAGACUUUUUACUUAUUCGGUUUCUGUUUACUUGAUCUCUGUUCUGAAUUAGUAAAGAGAUGGUGUAUGUAAGACAUGCAUGCAUUACAGUUGUGUAUAGCUUCUGAAAGCAAGAUGGAAUGAUAUCAUGGCCUAUAACUUUUUUUCUUUC
Lotus japonicus is the source of this 1833-nucleotide messenger RNA. Its product is annotated as serine/threonine-protein kinase STY13-like. The record is from RefSeq and is a predicted model, not a curated record. Lineage: Eukaryota; Viridiplantae; Streptophyta; Magnoliopsida; Fabales; Fabaceae. Gene Ontology annotation, cellular component: cytoplasm. Gene Ontology annotation, molecular function: ATP binding; protein kinase activity. The coding region runs from base 257 to 1507 and encodes 416 amino acids. Gene Ontology annotation, biological process: protein phosphorylation; signal transduction. The transcript is spliced from 3 exons.